Glarea lozoyensis ATCC 20868 is the source of this 1611-nucleotide messenger RNA. RefSeq names its product P-loop containing nucleoside triphosphate hydrolase. The coding region runs from base 1 to 1611 and encodes 536 amino acids. Gene Ontology annotation, cellular component: nucleolus. Gene Ontology annotation, molecular function: GTP binding. The record is from RefSeq and is a predicted model, not a curated record. The transcript is spliced from 2 exons. NCBI's taxonomy places the organism in Eukaryota, Fungi, Ascomycota, Leotiomycetes, Helotiales, Helotiaceae.
AUGGCUGGAAACAAGCCCGGAAAGCCAAAAAGCAAGCGCACACCAGUGCGACUUCGCCAUAAAAUCGAAAAAGCAUCUUCAGCAAAGCAAAAGAAGGCGCGCAAAGCAGCCAAGUCAAAUCCAGAAUGGCGGUCGAAAUUAAAGAAAGACCCUGGAAUUCCUAAUCUGUUCCCCUACAAAGAUAAGAUCUUAGCAGAAAUAGAGGAAGGUCGAAGGAGGAAAGCAGAAGAUGUUGCGAGGAGGAGGGCUGAAGCUAAAGAUGCGAAGGCUACGAAAACCGGAGAGCAGGUUGAGAAAGAGGUCGAGGCCAGAAUGGAGGGAGUAGAGGAGGAGGACAUUGAAAAUAUGGAGGUUGAGAUGGACGACGACAUGAAUGAGGACGCCAAUCCUAUGGCCGCUUUGCUUGCCAGUGCUCGUGCAGCGGCAGCAGAGUAUGAAGAUGAGGUCGAAAGCGGGGAUGAGAUGGACGAGGACGAAGAUUCGGACUCCGGAUCUGAGGACGGUGGUGUUGAGCUUGGUCUACAAAAUAGAAAAGACGGGUCGCGGAAGGCAUUCGACAAGGUCUUUAAACAAGUGGUUGAUCAAGCAGACGUGGUUCUAUACGUCCUCGACGCUCGUGAUCCAGAAGGUACCCGAUCAAAGGAAGUCGAGCGUAUGGUCAUGGCAGCAGCAAGUGGCGGAAAAAGAUUAAUACUCAUCCUGAACAAAAUCGAUCUCAUCCCAGCGCCAGUCCUCAAGAACUGGUUAUUACACCUCCGACGAUAUUUCCCUACCCUCCCACUUCGAGCAUCAGGUCCAGCGCCAAACGCACACACCUUCAACCAUAAACAACUCACUGUCCAAAGCACGUCUCAAACUCUCCUCAAAGCACUAAAGUCUUUUGCUGCCGCAAAGCAGUUGAAGCGCGCCAUUUCCGUUGGUGUUAUUGGAUAUCCUAAUGUCGGAAAAUCAUCAGUAAUCAACGCGUUGACUUCACGUCUCGGAGGUGCAGGAGCCGCAUGUCCAGUCGGUGCAGAAGCAGGCGUCACAACAUCCCUCCGAGAAGUCAAGAUAGACAGUAAGCUUAAGCUUCUCGACUCCCCUGGUAUCGUCUUCCCUUCUUCCCUCGACGCCACCGCCUCAAAAGCAAGCAAAGUCGAAGAGCAGGCCCGUCUUGUCCUUCUCAAUGCUAUUCCACCAAAGCAGAUUGAAGAUCCUGUUCCAGCAGUCACGUUACUACUCAAACGACUUUCUGCCUCGAAGGAUAUGGUAGCUAAGUUGAUGGAUGUCUAUGGUCUUCCACCACUAUUGACUACAAACGGUGAUCCAACGACGGAUUUCCUUGUUCAAGUUGCGAGAAAACGUGGACGUUUAGGCAAGGGAGGUGUUCCUAACAUCGCCAGUGCAGCCACAACCGUCAUCACAGAUUGGAGAGACGGCAGAAUUCAAGGCUGGAUGGACGCACCCGUUCUUGCUAUCGCUGAUUCAACGAAACCAGCUGUUGACGCCAAGGGUGUUGCUGCGGUCGGUGAUCAGAAAGAAAUUGUUACCGAGUGGGCUGCCGAGUUCAAGCUUGAGGGCUUGUGGGGUGAUGGAAAGGCUGCUGUUGAGGAUGAGGUUAUGCAGGAGUAA